UUUUAGAUUAUGUGGGAAAAUCCCAACGUGAUCCCAACCUAAAACUAGUAAAAAUGACAAAACUGCACUAUUGCUUUGCUUUGCUUUUUUUAAUUUCUGAAUAAAACAAAGAUCUUAAUAAUAUACCCAAACCUGUGAUAUUAUGGCUUCAGAUGGUGAUGUUCCAGAAACUGGAGCCCAGAUAUACAAAAUACAAUGUACGCAUUACCCUGAAAUAUUCGAGUUGGAUAAGUCUGUCUGCAAAGAAUACUUUCGACAGUUUGGAAAAGUCCUAAGGGUAAUCUUCAAACCGAGACAACGGGCUAUUGUUGUCCAGUAUGUUAAUAAAAAUGACUACUUUAAUGCAUUGGCCGGGCCUAGUGAAUAUGAAGGUCAUCCUUUUAAACUAGAACCAUUUGAGUCACCAGUUACCAUACCUGCCCCUUCGGAAAGUGAUUCCGGACCAAUGAAAAGAAGCAGAGAAAAAAUAGUACGAGCCCACAAGUUAAUAUAUCGCAAUCCUCGCAUGCAAACAAGCAAUACCCAAAGGGUGUCAUACGUAGAUAAAGAAGAAUUGAAUGAGGAACUUGUUGCAAUGGCCGGAUAUUCAAAUGUUAAAGAGUCAAUUGAUCUCACGUCUGAAGAUGUUGCGCCUCAUCGAAAACCGAAAUUGAUACCAAAAUUAAACAGAGUAUGGAAGAAGUCAGAUCAGGUCACUACAACAGUACCUGCAGACAAAUCGAAUAAACUUAAAUUACUCAAAAAGAAAUCUAAACCAAAAACUAUAACACUUACAGCUGAGCAAUUAGAUCUGCUGAAAAUCAUUAGGUCUCAGGCAACAACAAUUGAUGAAAAAUACAAGCUUUUGGAUGCCAGAGACAAAUUUUUUAGGUCAAAUAUGAAAAAGUCCAAUUUAAAUUAUACGCCCACUUUAGGAACUUGUCCGGAUAUGUGUCCCGAGAAGGAACGCUUAUUGCGUGAAAUACAACACCAGGUAUCAAUGUAUGAGCAAGAUGGAACGAAUAGACACUCAAUGAGCCAAGUAAAGGCAGUGAAACAAUACAGUCGAAGUUCAGCAGAUCAAGAAUCGCCUUUAGCACAUGAGCUGAGGCCAGUGUCAGUUUUACAAAUGACCAUGGUUUAUCUCAUGUAUAAUAUUAUGGAUUUGGUCGAAGAUGAAUCAGACGUAAAUAUAGGAGAAUGGUUUCAUUUUCUAUGGGACCGCACGAGAGGCAUAAGGAAAGAUAUAACGCAACAAGCUUUAUGUUCCCAGGGUUCAGUGGAAUUAGUCGAGCAAUGUGCAAGAUUUCAUAUUCAUUGUUCUGCACGUUUUAUGGGUGAAGACCCAUCUGUAUUUGAUCAGAAAAUUAACACCGAAAAUCUAACCAAGUGUCUGCAAACUUUAAAGUACAUGUAUCACGAUUUGGAACUUAAAGGAGAGAUGUGUCCAAACGAACCGGAGUUCCGAGCGUAUAUAAUAUUGCUAAAUAUUUGUGAUGGCAAUUUUAUGUGGGAGGUCCAGAACUUACGUACUGAUAUUCAGAAAUCUCCCGAAGUUAAGUUUGCCCUUCAAGUAUACUCGGCGUUCGAAAAGCGACAUUUUGUGAAAUUUUUCAAACUAAUAAGAUCAACGACAUAUUUAAAUGCCUGUAUUCUUAUGCGAUAUUUUGUGCAAGUUCGGCUGCAAGCAAUAGAAUCCCUGAUCAAAUGCUUUACUCCGCCCAAAAGCAUAUCUUUUUACCCAGUUCCAGAAAUAGCCUAUUUGCUUCUUUUUGAUGACUUUGAAUCUACUGUGGAUUUCAUGAAAACAUUUGGUAUCGGAAUGAACAAGAACAAUACCAAUUUUAUGAUUGAUCGAAGCACUUUCUGUAUCCCAGAGUAUCCCUAUGUUUUGGAAAGAUCAAAAUGUGUAGAAAGCAAAAGAAGUUUAUCCGUAGGCGCUGUAGUUAAUGGUAGGGAAAUAUCUCCCGAAUUAUACAUGGAAGUACAGUCUCAUGAAGUCUAUAACAGCUUUGAUAAAGACGGCUAUCUGAUUCAGGAUGAAUUGUUCAAUGACAUAGAACUAGGUAUUGAAGAACGAUUACUGGAUGAUGUUGAUUCGAGAGAGUCCACCCCAGAGAGAAAAAGUAUUGUUACUAAUAUAUUCGCACCAACGGUACAGUCUAACAUUACUACUCGAAAAGCACCGCGGAGCGUUCCUACUGCCCCAAACGAUGCCAAUAUAUUUGCUCAAUCAAAAUCGGAGGCCCUUCCAUUUAAAAGUGAAAAUUCAAAUAUUUUUGCUGUAAAGAAAACCGAUUCGAUAGAUAUUUUCAAUCAAGCAAAAACGGAACCGUCAAAUAUUUUCUCUGAAAUCAAAAGGGAAUCCACUCAAAUCCAACAAGAUAAGAUAAAUAACAUUUUUGGAGCUGAUAAAAUGGAUUCUACAGAUGGUUUUAAACCAAAGAAUGAAUUGAGCUCCGCACCAAAUAUUUUCGCACCAGUAUUUAAAAGUGGUGCACGAAAUGAAAGUAACGUUUUCAGUCAGCAACCAAAAGAGGACAAUGUAUUUUUGAAUAAAUCUCAUAACGAAAACGUAUUUAAUAAGCCAAAUACGCUAUUUACUGAACACUACCGGGCAGAUCCCCGAACGCAACCUAAGGCACCCAAUUUAACAGAAACAUUUGCCUCGUCCCAGCCUAAAAACAUAUUUGGUGGAAGUAAUCAAGAACACCCCACAGCUUUUCCCAGCAAAGGUGGAUUUACAUUCGAACUCAAUCGCCCAUUAAAAUCCGAUGUUAUUAAUCCAACUAUAGUUCAACAUACCGAUAAGGUAAUCGACGGUGAAUUAAAUAUUGAUACAGAUACAAAAGUGAGCGCAGAAGAGCUGCUUAAAAUUGAAAUGGAAAAGAAGAGACAGGAGCAGAAGAAAGCACAAGAGGAACUAGAGAAACGUUAUAAGGAGGAGCAACAAGCUGAACGGAAAAGGCAAGAGCAAAUUGAAAAACAACGACAAUUGGAACAGCAAAGAAUAGAUAAGAAAAAAAGACUGGAAGAGGACAGAGUACGACGUGAAAAGCAGGUCGAACAAGAAAGGAAGCAAAAAGUAGAACAAUUAAAGAAACUACAAAAUGAAAUAAAGGAGAAACAAAAACGUGAACAAGAAGAGAAGGAAAGAAAUCUGGAAAUUCAAAAAACUGUUAAGUCAGUUGUUAACAAAAUGGUUGAAACGGUUGAUUUAAAACUUCGCCAAGAAACAUUAAAGAAAAUAAAGACAAAUAUCAAAAGAAGAUAUUUGAUAAGUAUAUGUAAAAAAUGGCGCAACAUCGCUAACAGAAAGAUGAAAAGGCGUAAAGCUUUAGACUGCAACCCUAUUUUCGUCCACUCAAAAAGUGUGGCUGAAUGUGCUAAGGAUCUUCAUUCUAGCUCCCAGGAAUUAGCAUUAAGCAAUAUAAAAAGAUACAAAAGUGGACAAGCAUCGCCUAUACUUUUAACGAGAAAGCAACCGAUUGGACAACUGAAAUUGUUUAAUCUCACAUACUCAUCACUCAGGAGAAGACUGUGUGAAUUAAAAGAGAAAUGGCACCAGCGUAUUUAUUGGAAAGUUGUGAUAUCUCUUCCUGGUAUCGAUGAAAUGUUAACAGGUCUCAAUAAAUUAGAAGAAACUCUGAAGGCAUACGUAAAUUGGCAAUUGGACAAAUAUGGAAAUACCAUUUAUAUUGAAAACCACAAAACGGUAACGUAUUGUGUAGAAAAGCAACAAGGGCUGGAUGUAAAUAGCAGCGAUGCCAAUGGCUUUGUGUUCAUUGCGAAGAAUUUUAACGAUAUAAUGCAAAGAAGAGUGUUUCAAAUUUUAAAAAAUGUUGGUGUAUAUGUGAAUCUACCCAUUGUUCUUAUUCUGGAAGACACUACGAAUUCAGAAGAAUAUCUUCGGAAUCUCAAAAAAACUGGGGUGGUUUCGGAUUUCGUUAUAUACAGUUGGAAUACAAGUUUACAAGUUUUGCCCAGCAUUAUUGACAACGGUUUUAUUUUUCUAUCGAAAAGGGUACAAAAAAUGCCACCUUUAGAAUUGGAUACGUUCCAUGACUUUUUAACAAGGCACUUGUGUACUGAAAUGUGGAAAAAAGCCGCUAGUUAUGCCAAAUGGAACCAUGAAUAUCAUUUUUGCAUGAGGGAUCCAAAUAUAGUAAUUGGAUUAUACAAUGAAGGAUUGGAGCGUUUGAGCAGAAUAAUUACGGAUGCGAAUAACAAAGAACACCCCAUUUUUCCUGAGAUAUUUAGGGAAUAUUUGCCCUGUAAAAUACCUCCGUUUUUACCAUGUGACUAUAGGUAUUUUCCAAGUUUUUGGACGUCGCCAACCUAUGAGAAACAGUUGAAAUCCAUUCUUGCUAAUUUACAACUACCUAAAUUUAUUGAAAAGUGGCCACCCGAAAAUGAUACCGAUUUGCUGGUGAGCAUUUCAAAAUACUGCACUGAAGUAUUUAAAAAUCCCAAAGAUCCACUCGUCCGGCUGCUCCAUAUUCUGAAAGCAAGUGCAGAAGAAUUUGGCUUUGAAAAAGUUACUUGGACCGAGGCCAUUCAAGUGAUAGCCCGGAAAAAGCUUGACGAGCAAACUUUCAAAUUACCACCCGAAAUGGAAUCCGAUAAUUUUGAAACCUUAAUAGUGGUUUACGAUGUUAAUGGACUCAGUGAAUUUUCUUCGACUGAGUGGUUCUACAGAAACAAUCCUGUAGUAGAAGGUUUCAAAAAAAUAAUCGCCGGCAAACUGGAAGAUGAGACUAAUAUGAAGAGAUCUGCAUUAAAAAGGAGGCAUAGCAUUGACGAGAUGAUUGAUCAAGAUGAACUACUCCGCAUCAUGGACAAAGCUGAAAAGAUGUUAAGAUCGCCAAAGAAUUUUCGUGCGGACACUAAGAUUCAAAUAGAAGCACUAAAUCGAAGCUUACAGGACCUUGAAGAUUCCAUUAAUGUGGUCAAGAUAAUGGAUGAUAGAAAUUUGCUUCAUAAAUUUCUGGAGCAAUGAAUUAAAUGUAACUUAGUAUAAAUGUUGACCAAUAUGAAUAAUAAAUUAUUUCUUGAUAAA
This is a messenger RNA of Dendroctonus ponderosae (mountain pine beetle), 5038 nucleotides long. RefSeq lists its product as uncharacterized. The transcript has 21 exons. Gene Ontology annotation, biological process: mRNA export from nucleus. NCBI's taxonomy places the organism in Eukaryota, Metazoa, Arthropoda, Insecta, Coleoptera, Curculionidae. Bases 143 to 4978 code for a protein of 1611 amino acids. Gene Ontology annotation, cellular component: nucleus; cytoplasm; transcription export complex 2. The record is from RefSeq and is a predicted model, not a curated record.